This is a messenger RNA of Miscanthus lutarioriparius, 1566 nucleotides long. NCBI's taxonomy places the organism in Eukaryota, Viridiplantae, Streptophyta, Magnoliopsida, Poales, Poaceae. The record is from the annotation of a GenBank genome assembly.
AUGGCUCAGACCACUGAAGAUGAUAUAGAAGAUGUGCCAUGUUCAGGUCCAGAUUCACCGAUUCUGGCUGAAUAUCAUAUCACAGUUCCUUCUCUUCAUGAUGGACCAAUUCAAGGUACAGCCCGUCAUGAGCAACGACUUCUUGAUUUCCUGGAAGCCACUCCCUCGGUGCAGUGGCUAAAGAAGAUCAAUCUUGGUUCUCCAUUGAUAAAAUUUCGGCUGCCAUCCACUAGCAUCCAUGGCAGCCUUCAUGUUCAGUUCAUCAGAAAAAUCAACUGGAGUUCAAUUUUCACUGUAUGCAAGAAAUGGCUCAAACAUCCUAUGAACAUUGCUCUCCUCAUAUGGCUGCUCUGUGUUGGUGCCGCUGGUGGCAUGUUAGUCUUACUAAUGUUGGGACUGCUGAACGAUGCAUUCCCUUCCAAGCCGUUAAGAAACUAUUGGAUAGAGAUUGACAAUCAAAUACUUAACGCCCUCUUCACCCUCAUGAGCUUAUACGAGCACCCAAAUAUCAUCCACCAUACUGUUCUCCUCUGCCGGUGGCUGCCAGAGGACGCUGCUAAGCUCAGGAAAGUUUACUGCAAGAAUGGGAUGUGCCGUCCAAAUGAGCGAGCACACAUAUCCUUUGUGGUUGCCCUCCUCCACAUCACUUGCUUAUGCCAGUAUGCUGAUUGUGGCCUGUACUGGGGCUACCCGAGCAGAUCACGCUCUGAUUUUGCUGACAACUUCUUCUUCAUCCUAGGCAUCGCUGCACCAGUCUUUGCUGGAGUAUACACAGUGUACAGUCCUCUUGGCAGAGGCAAUGAUGCUCUGUCUGAUGAAGAAACCAAUGAAUCAGACAUGGUUCAAGUCGAGUCACCUGAAACAGGAACUGUGGUGAGCAAUCCUGCAUGGGCUGGCAGGCUGUUUGACUGCAGCGAGGACCCUACUGCAUGCUACCUCUCUUUCCUCUGCACGUUCUGUGUGUUUGGGUGGAACAUGGAGCGGCUUGGGUUUGGCAACAUGUAUGUGCACACAGUCAUUUUCCUGCUUCUGUGUGUUGCGCCAUUCUGGGUGUUCAAUAUCACAGCAAUGAAAAUCCACAACUACGUCCUUGGUGAUUUCAUUGGUGCUGCAGGGAUUGUGCUGUGUUUCUUUGGUCUGCUGUACGGUGGUUUCUGGAGGAUCCAGAUGAGGAAGACAUUUGGGCUGCCCAGAAGCAGGUGGUGCUUUGGAUCAGCAUCACUAACAGACUACACACAGUGGUUAUUCUGCUGGCACUGCGUGCUUGCACAGGAGGUGCGCACUGGGAACCUAUACGAUGUGAAGAACGGCGGCUUCUAUGAGAAACUUAUGAACGGUGAUGAUGUGGAGAAUGGGCCAGGAUCAGUGGUUACGGCUGAAUUGCCAGUCUCUAAUGGAGUAGCAGAGGGGAAUGGUAUCGAUGUCAAACUCGCGGUGGAUGGUGAAAUGACCCCACCCACCCAACCAGUAAUAGAAUGUGGGGAGAGGGAACGAAUUGAUUCAGAUGUUGUGGCAAAUGGUAGCAUCCAAGCUCAAAAGCUAACCCACAACCGAAGGAUGAUUUGA